Messenger RNA from Haliotis rufescens (red abalone), 2742 nucleotides. RefSeq names its product U3 small nucleolar RNA-associated protein 14 homolog A-like. Lineage: Eukaryota; Metazoa; Mollusca; Gastropoda; Lepetellida; Haliotidae. The coding region runs from base 226 to 2688 and encodes 820 amino acids. Gene Ontology annotation, biological process: rRNA processing. The transcript is spliced from 14 exons. Gene Ontology annotation, cellular component: small-subunit processome; nucleolus. The record is from RefSeq and is a predicted model, not a curated record.
UUAUGUAUAUUUAUAUACGGUAUCUCCAAUAAUUUCAGUGCUAAAUACAUGUUUACAAUAUCCAGUAAUAAUGUUAUCUAAAUUUAAGUCUGCAACAUUCAAAACAAAAGACGAAUUAGGUAUUUUACGACAACCAAAACCAAGAUUGUUCUACAACAUGGUGGACGAUUUACCAUGUGGGUUGUGUUGCAGUGACCAUAUACUGAAUUGAACUGUUCUUUCCACAUGACGGACUUGACAGCAGCCACAAUGGAAGAAGGAGACUUUUUAACAGGAGAUCAUGUUCUCCAGGCCAGCGAUGAGGAGGAGGAUCAUGUGGAAGCUGACCGGAAACAUGCCAAGCUCCUGGACUCCAUCUCCGCUCUGGAUGGAAAGAGAAGGUCCAAGCUGUCAGAGAGAACCGUUCUCACAGAGACGGUGUCAGAGUUUGGAUUCAGCCAGGCCAGAGCUGAGAGGAAGGUGCGCCUACAUGAGCUGAUCGGCAGCCUGCAGCACACCACGAGUCACGGCGAGCUGAAGAAGCAGCUGCGAGCUGUCCACAGACGAACCAAGGUCGCCCCUGUUCCUCUGUCUAAAGUGGAGGAAACCAAGAUCCAGAGAACUACAGCCUAUGAGAAGACCAAGGAUGACCUCACCAAGUGGAACUCAGUUGUUGCUGACAACAGAAAAGCCGAGCAGAUCUCGUUCCCUCUGCAGCAGCCCAGCUUGAAGCUGCAGACAACAGAUGAAGUCAAGACCAGAUACAAGCCCCGCACGCCCCUGGAGAUGGAGAUUGCAGCACUGCUACAGAAACACAGCGACAGCGUUGGCAGCCGUGACAAGGAACUAACGCCAGCAGAGGAGCGGGCUCUCAAUGCCAUGAGUCUGGAAGAGGCCCAGGAGAGACGAGCGGAGCUGCAGAAGUACCGGGCACUGCUGACAUACAAGCAGGCAAGGGCAAAGAGGGAGAAGAAGAUCAAGAGUAAAAAGUAUCACCGUAUCCUGAAGAAGGAGAAGUUGAAGCAGGAGAAGGCACGGCUGGAGGAGCUGCAGCGUAUCGACCCUGAGGCCUACGUGGAGAAACUGCAGCAGCUGGACAGGGACAGGGUGCAGGAGAGGAUGACCCUGAAGCACAGGGGAGGCAGCAAGUUUGCUCAGAGACAGAAGAUCUACGGCAAAUAUGAUGACAGGAGUAGAGAUGCUGUACAGAGCAUGAUACAGAUGAACAAAGAGCUGACCAAGAAGACCCAGCUGGAGGAAGAUGGCAACAGUGACUCCGAAGGUGGCGUCAGCAUGCACAGUGACGGGGAAGAAGAGAUGAUUGUCAGUCAGCUUGGCAUGGCCAGGGGAGAUAACCCUUGGAUGACUGCACGACCCAAAGUGUCUGAGUUUCAGAGGCCUGGGACUGUCAACAAUACUGAGCAGGGCACGGUCUCUGAUGAGGGAGAAGCCAGUGAAGUGGAGGAACAACAGGAUGGUCCAGAGGAAGAGCAGGAUGAGGUGGAGGAAGAAGACCAGGAUGCACCAGAGGAAGAAGAUGAGAGUGAAGAUAAUGACACUAGUAAUCUUUCUAAAGAAAGGAGUUCAGGUGUGACAUCAAACAAGAGAAAAUCGGAAAGCGACAGUGAAAAAACAGAAGUUGUAGCUUCUUCAAAAAAUAAGAGAAAGAGAAGAAAGAGGAAGAAAGUAAACAACAGUGAUAAGGGGGACAAGGGGAAAGGGGAUACCAUAGACUCCAUAUUUAGUCAUUUGAGUGAAUCACGGUUACAAAUUGCAAAAAUGUUAGAAUCAGAUGAAAAGGAGAUAAGUGGUAAGAAAAAAAAGAAGAAGAACAAGAGGAAGAAGAGUAACCAUGGAGAUGGUGAAAUGGACUCAAAGAAGGAGAGUGAUGAUGAGGAAGAUGGUGAUUUGAUGGAUCUGUCUCUAAACAGAAAAAAGACGUUAGAGGAUAUGGAGGGAGAUUUUGAGGAGAGUGGAAAACAGAAGGGAAGCUCCAAGUCUGGGGGAAAGAAGUUGAAAACGGAGAGUGGGCCCACAGAAAAGACCAGGACUGAAGAUGUGUUUGUCGACCCCAAGAAGCUGUUUACUCUGGAGACAAAGCUGUCUCAUUCAGCCGCUGUUGACAUAAUCACGGACGAAGAUGGAGGGAUGGACUUCGAGGAGCAACAGAGGAUGACAAUUGCUCAAGCGUUCGCGGAUGAUGAUGUGGUUGAUGAGUUCACAAAGGAGAAGGCAAACAUCGCAGACCGAGACAAACCCAAGAGUAUAGACUUGUCGCUGCCAGGAUGGGGGGAGUGGGGAGGAACGGGACUGAAGCCAUCGAAGAAGAAGAAAAAGAGGUUUACACUGAAGGGUCCUGAUGCAGCCCCGAGGAGAGAUCGGGAUCUGGGUAAUGUCAUCAUCAGUGAGAAGCUGGACGACGCCAUCGCAAAACAUCAGGUUGCCCGACUGCCGUUCCCCUACACCAGCCCUCAACAAUUCGAACAGAGCAUCAGAGCACCUGUUGGCAAGAACUGGAACCCUGAGACAGCCUUCCGCAAGAUGAUCCAACCCAAGGUGCUCACAAAGCUGGGAACUGUCAUCAAGCCUAUUGACAAAUCUGAGGUUUUUGAGAAAGAGAAACAACAGCCUGAAAGUACUGCUGCAAUGAAGUUUGGCCAAACUGAUGGGAAGAAAAUGUCUGCCAAAAGAAAAAGGAAAGGAAAAUGAUUAAAAAAUGUAAAGAAAAUUGUAUAUAAAUGAUGAAAUAAACCAAAAACAUCC